AUGAUUGUCAUGAGAUGUGUUUAUGCUGAAAAAUGUAUUGACGGAUUUUAUGGGAAGGGUUGCAAGAAACCAUGCCCUGAUUUGUGUGUAGCUUGCAAUAGAAGUGAAGUGUGCACACAAUAUGGUGUCAGUACGGACAAUGUAAUAACAGAAGAACGUUAUGUAACAAAAGAGGGUAGUUAUGCAUAUGAAAGUACCCAAGCAGGAAAGAAAAGACAAACAGAUGAAGUUACUACAGCAGAAGUAAAUAGUUCGACAGCAGACGAUGGCAUGACAGAAACAGAUCGGGCAGACUUGUCCUUUCUUAUUGUGAUUGCAAGCUGUGUCGCUGGUGCAGUUGUAGUCAUUGUGUUUAUACUCACCCUAUCUGUGAUUAUAAAGCGAAGGAGGACAACAAAGUUAAAAAGCAAGCAUUCCCAGCGUAAGCAGAUCAAUGGAAAUGAAAAUGUUAUCAUUAUUUUAGAUGCCCAUGAGGAACAAAAAGACCAAGGGAUGGCGCACCAAAUAUGUGAUGAGGCAUUAGACGCUGUUCCAAUUGAACUGAACAAUGAAAGAAACACAUAUUACAACACUGGGAUUAUUCGGAGGAAGAUAGCUGUUACCGAUUUACCGAUGUUCAUUCAAAAUAAAGCCGAUGUUCUGAAAGAUUUCCAGUUGUUACCACCUGACCUCAUCAAACCAUAUGCUGACUCUCAAAGAGGAGACAAUAUACACAGAAAUAGAUAUAGAAUGGUAUAUCCAUAUGAUUUCAACAGGGUGAAACUAAAUGGAAUGGAAAAUGACUACAUUAAUGCUAGUUAUAUAGAUGCAAGUAUAGCAAUUAGUCUUAUUUCAAAAUCUUCUGCAGGCGGUAGUAUAUGCGUGACAUAAUUACGACAAUCCACAUUGAUGUGAUCGCACGCUUACUCUAAAAUUUUAUCCGCAUUUCAUUUUUGUUUUGUUCAGUGGAACCUAGCAUUGAUAAAUCUUAAAGAGGUUAUUUGUUUGUUUCUUUCAAGAUGCAAUAUUUUCACGACUGACGUAAAAUAUUGUUUUCACGAGUGAAAGAUAAAUUUGAUCUCACAUGUAAAACAAAUAAGUUUUGUUUUAAUGAUUUAAU
Mercenaria mercenaria is the source of this 1099-nucleotide messenger RNA. RefSeq lists its product as uncharacterized. Gene Ontology annotation, biological process: protein dephosphorylation. Gene Ontology annotation, molecular function: protein tyrosine phosphatase activity. Lineage: Eukaryota; Metazoa; Mollusca; Bivalvia; Venerida; Veneridae. The record is from RefSeq and is a predicted model, not a curated record. Bases 1 to 870 code for a protein of 289 amino acids. The transcript is spliced from 6 exons.